Heterocephalus glaber (naked mole-rat) is the source of this 3608-nucleotide messenger RNA. It is a transcript of the gene Dnajc28, whose product is annotated as DnaJ heat shock protein family (Hsp40) member C28. NCBI's taxonomy places the organism in Eukaryota, Metazoa, Chordata, Mammalia, Rodentia, Bathyergidae. The record is from RefSeq and is a predicted model, not a curated record.
GGGAGGGGGCGGAGACGGAACUGGUCGCCCGGCGGGGCACGGAGCCUCACACACGUCCUUUUUGUGUCCUCUUGGGGAAAGUCCGAAGUAAGCGAGAUUACCAGUAUCCCUGGUAAGGUCUCUGCACCCACCCCCCGUGUAGAGCUGCAGAUGGUCUAGCCCAGCAGCGACUCACCUGCUGGCCAAGGCGCAGAUACCGGCCACAGGACAGGCGAGCCGCGCACGCUUGCGCAGAGCGAAGCAUGGGGUCAGCAGCCGCCGACCCCCUUUCCUGGGUCGGUGAAGGUGAGUAGAGGGCGGGAGGGGAGCGUUUCCCUCCUUGGCCGACGCUCAUCUGUAACCGCCGCCAUAGAUUUAAGUACAUCCAUCCCAGCGAGCUCUACAAUCCAUGGAUCCCAACUGUUCGUGGAAGAUCAUUAAAAACACUGGGUACAAUAAUGAACACAGUGUGUGGAAUGAUGGCUUGGCUCUUAAGAACUCACCUGAUAAAUUCUUCACUGAUUCUGGAUCAAGUGAAAAUGCUUUCCUGUCUUGGUGCCAUUAGAAAUAGAAUGAUAUCAACCCAUAAAUCCAAAAAGAAGAUCGGAGAAUAUUAUAGGCUGCUGAAUCUAGAAGAAGGAUGCUCUGUAGAAGAUGUCCGGGAAUCUUUUCGUAAGCUUGCCAAGCAAUACCAUCCAGACAGCAGCUCUAGUGCCGCAGACUCUGCAACAUUUAUAAGAAUCGAAGAAGCCUAUAGGAAUGUCCUUUCCCAUGUGAUAGAGCAAACAAAUGGCAAACAGAAUAAAGUGGAAGAAACAGAAGAAGAAGAAGAAAAAUUCAAAUACAACACACCCCAGCACCGGCAUUAUUUAAGUUUUGAAGGUGUUGGUUUUGGAACUCCGAGUCAGCGAGAGAAGCAAUAUAGGCAAUUCAGGGCAGACCGUGCAACAGAGCAAGUGAUGGAAUAUCAAAAGCAGAAGCUGCAAAGGCAGCAUUUUGCUAAUAGUGUAACUAUUAAAGAUGUAAGACAGAGCAGAGAACAAAAGAUAACUCAAGCAAUAGAGCGUUUAGUGGAGGACCUCAUUCAGGAAUCAAUGGCAAAAGGAGACUUUGACAAUCUCACUGGGAAAGGAAAACCUCUAAAUAAGUUUUCUGGCUGUUCAUAUAUUGAUCCCAUGACCCACAACCUGAACAGAAUAUUGAUAGAUAAUGGAUACCAACCAGAAUGGAUCCUAAUGCAAAAGGAAAUAAAUGAUACUAUUGAGCAACUCAGAGAGGCAAUUUUAGAGUCUAGAAAAAAACUUGGGAAUCCAAUGAUGCCAACAGAACAGAAGCAGUGGAACCAAGCUUGUGAACACUUGAAAGAAAACAUCAGAAAUCUAAACAAGCGAAUUAAUGACUUUAAUUUAAUUGUUCCCAUUCUGACCAGGCAAAAAGUCCAUUUUGAUGCACAGAAAGAAAUUAUCAGAGCCCAGAAAAUAUACGAGACUCUUAUCAAAACAAAAGAAAUCGCAGAUAAAAGCUCAAAUGACAUUAAUCAGGGAGAAGAGAAAACCCCUGGAGUCAAGACAGGUUUUUUUAACUUGAUAAAUCUCUGGAAAUUUAUUAAAAUAUGACUGCCGGAAUAUUUGCUAUCACAGUACUGCUCCAAUUCAUUUUCAGUUGACAUCAGACAUAAAGGCUGGGUUACUUAGGUGCCUUUGUAGUUGUCAGAAAACUCCUCACACUCCAGUGAUGUGUGAGAAAGCUAAGCAACUGAGUCGGAGAAAUUUUUUUUUUUUUUUUGUACCAGGGAUCGAACUUGGGUCCUUGUGCUUGCGCAGCAGGCGGCGAAACCACUGAGCUAAAUCUCCGGCCCUGAGUCGGAGAAAUUUUGAUCAGCUCUGCUCAUACGAAUAUAGCAAAAGAAAAGAUCUCACGUCUAAAGGAAACGGGCCAUUUCAGAGUUUAGGUGUCCGUAGUUAGGUGAAAUGAGCUAGAACUGAGAUCAGACUUGGGAAUCGUACAAGGUAUUCAAAAAGUCUUAGUGUAGUUUUAGGCUCUAAUAACUUAGAAGCAGUUACGAUUUGCCAUUGUCAAACACAGGUGCUUCAACAAUAACAAAAUUCCUGAAUAUGUAUUAGCAAAACAAAACUGAAGAAGUAUGGUAAAAUGUAACUGACUAAACCUCCAAAUGACCUGUCAUUUUUACAAGUUUGCUGCAGUUCUACGUAUUAAAACUCAAAACUGUUUCAAGACUUUUAGAAGAUCUAUAUGGGUGAAAAGGUUAAGAUCAGGAAAUUAGUUUGAUUGCUGGCACUUUUUAUUAUAAGGCCUUCUCUGGGUACUGAAUGAAAAAAAUGUCAAACAUCUAUGUUGUACUUUUUCUUGCCUACUUUCAUUAUGCAUUGGCUGCAGAAAUAAUCAGGCAAGUUAGUUGAAUUAGAAAUCCUUAAGUGGGCUGGGGAUUUAGCUCAGUGGUUCCACUGUCUGCCUCAAAAGCGCAAGGUCCUGAGUUCAAUCCCCGGUACCGAAAAAAAAAAUUCCUUAAGUCUUGUCCAGUUAAAUCAGACUCUUCAGAGGCUUUUGAGUGAUAUGAAAAUCCAGUUUACUGUCUUGGACCUAACCUGCCUUAGGGACCCUUUAAUAAAUAAAGACAAGAUAUAGUAUCUGAAUUUUCUUCAUUUGUAUCUUUGACUAAUGACAAGAGAUUGAAAUUCAGGAGAUUAUUUUGUCCUGUCCAUUCCAGAAAAUCUAAUGUUUAGCCCAGUGUAGUAGUGCACAUCUGUAAUCCCAGUACUUAGGAGGUCGAGGCAGGAGGAACACCAUGAGUUUGAGACCAGCCUGGGCUCCAUAAUGAGUUCAAGGCCAGUUUGAACUACAUAGUGAGAUCCUGUCUUGGAAGGAAGAAAGGGAAAAGUCUAACUUUUAAAGACUUGGAUAGUUGCUUUGCCACCGAAUUGGGCACCUAGGAGGAAGUAGAAGGUGAUGAAGAAUAACUGGUCUGUUUCUAGAAUGCUUUGGCAUAGAUGUAACUCAGAAGCAUGCCACCCAACACUCUUGAUUUGAAAAGAACAAGUUGUUUUAUAAAGUGUGUGAUAGUUAAAUCAAAAAAUAAACCUACAUUGUCAAAAGGAAAUUUGAAGCCUUUUUGCUUAGAUAAUGGGACAUUAGUUGGCAUAAUUUUAAAAAUUCAAUCAGUUAUCAUUUGGCUUCUAUAAUAGUACUUAUUACUGUAAAUAAAAUUGUGAACAGUAUGAAAUAUAGCUUUAUUAUCUUUGUGGCAGGGUCUCACUAUGUAGUUUAGGCUGGUCUUGAAUUCACUGUGUAUCCCAUGUUGGCCUCGAAUUUGCAGUGAUCCUUCUGUCUCAGCCUCCUGAGUGCUGGGAUUAUGAGCACAUGCCACCGUGCCCAACUCAGUAAUACAGCUUUAGCCAUUGUUCCAAAACAUUUUAGAAGUCUGUAAUUCAGUGAAUUUUGUUAAAAAAUUGGAGUUGGAUAUAAAAGUCUUCAAUAUGUUGCAGUAAACAUGAAUGAAACUAUUUCCAGUAUUGGCCAAUGGGAGGGUAAGGUUGCCAGAACACUUAAUUUCAGCACAAUGCACUUUAUGUUUGUAAAUGUCUAUAAUAAUAAAGUUACUUUAAUGGUUA